Molecule: messenger RNA, 960 nt
Organism: Solanum tuberosum (potato)
Lineage: Eukaryota; Viridiplantae; Streptophyta; Magnoliopsida; Solanales; Solanaceae
Product: probable BRI1 kinase inhibitor 1
Exons: 3
Coding region: 1-960 (319 amino acids)
Molecular function (GO): DNA binding
Source: RefSeq, a predicted model, not a curated record
AUGGAAUUGUGGCCUAUAUCUACUAAUCCAACAGUUGCACCACCUGAAAUUAAAAACAUGCCUGGAAGGCCAGGUAAGCUUAGAAGGAAAGAAGCUGGAGAAACAAAGAAAUUAGGAAAGUUACCUAGAACUGGACUUGCCAUGACCUGCCGUAAUUGUAAUGGUAGAGAUCAUAACAAGAGAGGUUGUCCACAAAAUGUUCAAUCAUCGGCAAAGGAGGAACCAUCAGGUUCAGGUAAUGGAAGAGGCAACACAUCAAGUUCAGGUAGGGGAAGAGGCAACACAUCAGGUUCAGGGGAAGAGAAUCCAUCAACAGAAGGUGAGCCCCCAUCAAAAAGGGGAAGAGGAAGACCAAGAAAAACACCUACUGCACCUCCAGCACCUCUUACAUAUCCAACACUUAGUGCUCCUCCUCCACCUACAACAAUUUCCUUGCCUACUACUAGUAAAAAAGGAAGACCAAGAAAAACACCUCUUGCACAUCCUACAUAUCUUGAACAUCCAACACCACCUACUUUAUUGCCAACUACUAGUAAAAGAGGAAGACCAAGAAAAACACCUCCUGCACAUCCUGCAUAUCUUGAACAUCCAGCACAUUCAGCACCACCUACUUCAUUGCCAACUACUAGUAAAAGAGGAAGGGGCAAGGGAAGUGAAAGCACAAUCCCAUACAAAAGAUCAUCAAUCAUGGGAAUAGGUGUGUUUCAAGCUGAAAAUGGAUUCAAACCUGGCAUGCCAAGCUUUAAGAUGCGCUCUACUGGUGCAACCAAAGUGACAAGAUCAACUGACAUAACUGGUGAUAUUGGUUUCAAACCAAGUACUGCAAGCAAGCUUAAGUGGAAAGGGAAAUCAGCAAUAUCAACAAGAAAACUUCAAGAAAUGAGUGAGCAACAAAGAAAAAACCCAAAAGGAAGUAGUUCAAACAAUCCAAGCCAAUCUAAGGAUCCAUGGAAAAUGUAG